AUGCAGUUCUCUACUCUCCUCUACGUAGCUACAUCUCUCCUUGCUACAGCAAGUGCACAUGGUGGUAUUGGAAAGUACACAAUAGGAACUGAUGUCUAUCAAGGAUGGCAGCCCUAUCAAAGUGCUUCGGGUCAAAAGUCUAUCCAGAGACAGUACGGCUCCUUUGAUCCCCUGAUGAUCCCUGAUCUUCAGAAGGUGAACAUCCGAUGCAACAACGCAGGUGCCCUUGGAACCGGUCUUUCAGCUUCUGUUGCCGCUGGAAGCACAAUCAAAUCAACAUGGACCCAGUGGACUCACAGGCCAGCCGCAAUCAUGGUCUACAUGGCCAAAUGCCCAAGCUCAGGCUGCAACGGCUGGGACGGAGCCGGCACUGUUUGGUUUAAGAUUGCACAUGCUGGUCUCAUCUCAGGUACUCAGCAAGCUGGCAUCUGGAUCGGCGACCAAAUCGUCGACACGCUCUCCUGGGACGUGAAGAUCCCAGCAACACUGGCACCUGGAGAGUACCUCAUCCGCCAUGACCUGCUUGCACUUCACCAAAAGGACAACCCGCAAUUCUACCCCGAAUGCGCCCAACUCAUCGUAACCGGCAGCGGCACCAGCGUCCCGCCCUCCUCCCUCCUCCUCGCCUUCCCAGGCGCCUACAAAGCCACCGACCCAGGCAUCGCCUUCAACAUCGACGGCGACGCCGCCAAAACCGCCACUUCCUAUCCGAUCCCCGGCGGCCCAGUCUGGGACGGCACCGGCAAUGCGCCCGCGCCAGAGCCGCAGCCAGAACCAGUUCCCACCACCCUCGCGACGGUGCCAGCGCCCCCCAAGCCCACGACGCCUAGUUGUUCUCCGGUUGCCAGGUAUGGGCAGUGCGGUGGGAAGACGUACAGCGGGUGUACGGGUGCGGUGCUGGACCUAGUGGUGCUGGACCCCAGUGGUACUGGUGGACGCAACAACAACAAGAAGAAGGCCGUCGCUAAGAAGAACAAGAAAAAGAACAAGAAGGAGGCCGCGAAGGAGACGGACGAGGAGGACUGGGAUACUUGGGAGAGAUAUCUGGCCAGGCUUGAGAGGGGUGAGAGGGUUGCGUAA
This is a messenger RNA of Aaosphaeria arxii CBS 175.79, 1080 nucleotides long. Its product is annotated as carbohydrate-binding module family 1 protein. Lineage: Eukaryota; Fungi; Ascomycota; Dothideomycetes; Pleosporales. The record is from RefSeq and is a predicted model, not a curated record. The transcript is spliced from 5 exons. Bases 1 to 1080 code for a protein of 359 amino acids.